This is a messenger RNA of Zea mays, 1637 nucleotides long. RefSeq lists its product as uncharacterized. Bases 310 to 1317 code for a protein of 335 amino acids. The transcript has 9 exons. Lineage: Eukaryota; Viridiplantae; Streptophyta; Magnoliopsida; Poales; Poaceae. Gene Ontology annotation, molecular function: nuclease activity; nucleic acid binding. Gene Ontology annotation, cellular component: cytoplasm. The record is from RefSeq and is marked validated.
CCCCCCUUCACUUUCUCCUCCUCGUGAAGCGAGCUCUCCACGCCCCUGCGAUUCCAUUUCCAUCCUGCCCGCUCCCAACUUCAAAACGGCCGCGGCGCAGAUCCACACGCACGGGCAGGCAGGCAGGCAUACGGACAGGACCGCCGCCGCAGCUUUCAAAUCCCGGGGCGGAUUACCCUGCAGACGGAGCCCACAGCCCAGCACCGCAGCAGUCCACCGGGAUCUCGCCUUCGUCGCCCCGUGUCGCGUCGCGCCGGUGGCCGAGCCUGGGGACGCUAGCUAGAGCCUACUACUGUAGACCGUAGAGCCAUGGGGAACAGCAUCUACCGGUUCCUAUGCGGCCUGUGCGCGCCCUCGUCGUCGGAGCACGGGCUCCACGGCGCGCACCCCGCCGUCGCCGCGCUCGGCCGCGACGUCCUCAGCUUCCAGAGCACCUCGCAGGUUCCGGACGAGCUGAGCCGGCACGUCGUCUCCUCCAAGAAAGCGCAGGCGAAUUGGUACAAGAAGCUGCUGGUGGCAUGGAAGAAAGCCCGGCCGCCUCCGAAGACGCCCGAGGAAGCCGCGGCCUUCGUUGUGCAGACGCUCAAGAACCAUCAGAAAGCAGAUGUGGAGGGCCUGUUGUCUUUCUACGGCCUGCCGCAUCCGAACGCGGCGGCAGCAGCAGCAGGCGCGCCCGCCGCUCGCCCGCCGCCCAAGAAGGCCCAGCAGGGCGCCAAGUUCGAGCUGCACACGCUCCCCAUUGACCCCAAGUCUGUGGCCGACGGCGACACGGUGAACGUGUACGUCGACGCGGCGGACCCGCGGGAGGCCGGCAGCGUGCCCCGCGAGGUGCAGAAGGCUGCGGCGGAGCGGGCCAGGGCGCGGGCUGCCAAGGACUACCAGAAGGCCGACGCGCUGCAGAAGGUCAUAGUCGACGCAGGGUACAGGCCGGUUCCUAACGCGAGAGGCGAGGAGGUGCUGGCGAAGAAGUACAGGAUCAGGCUGAGGGGGAUCGAUGCGCCCGAGAGCGCGAUGCCGUAUGGCAAGGAAGCCAAGGAGGCGCUGCUCAAACUUGUCCAGGGGAAGAGCUUGAAGGUCUACGUGUACGACGAGGACCGGUACGGUAGAUGCGUCGGAGACAUCUACUGCGACGGGGUAUUUGUGCAGGAGCAAAUGCUGAAGAAGGGUUUCGCGUGGCACUACACCGCCUACGAUCAACGCCCGGAGCUGGCCAAGUGGGAGAAACAAGCGCAGACCGGCCGGAAGGGCCUGUGGGCGGCGUCGAAGCCACAGAAACCAUGGGAGUGGAGGAAGGACAAGCGCAACGGGACAGCAUGAACAAACCCCCCCGUGCAUGGUUCAGUGUGUGUGUGUCCAUGAACACCUGAUACAUUGAUGUACCUGCAGACUUUUAGGACGGUAUGUGUCGGGGAUUCAGUAGCGGUGCAGUAUGGUUGUGUGUACACUGUAAUAGACGAUUCCUUACAGUUACAGGGAUGUGAAGCAGGACAAGAGAGAUUGGCGUGAUCCCUAAUUUCGUAUGGGGAUUCGUCGUGCAACUGUAUCAAAUGCAUUGUACCAUCAUUUACACCCAUGUGACCUGUCAUCAUUUACACUCAUGUGACCUGUUGUGAAGGAGAGUAGCUGAGAUUGUGACC